Messenger RNA from Nezara viridula (southern green stink bug), 802 nucleotides. The record is from the annotation of a GenBank genome assembly. Lineage: Eukaryota; Metazoa; Arthropoda; Insecta; Hemiptera; Pentatomidae.
UUGGAUAUAUUAAAAAAUAAAAAAUAAAGUUCUAUAAAGUAUUUAAUAAUUGCCAGUGAUAAUAUAAGUCAUUUUCAUGUUAGAAUUAUUACUAAAAUAGCCUCUUUGGUUUGAUAUUUCAACCUUAUCAGUAACAGUCACUCUAACUUCCUUGAUAGCGGCAACUCUUGUGUUUUACAAUUUUGUUAUUUCGUUUGACAGUACUAUUAUUAGUAAAAUACCAUAAAUAUGUCUUUAGCAAUUGGUGCUUCAGCAUCUGGUAUUCCAGACAAACUCUGGCAACCUAAGUACACUGUUCUCGAAACCACAAUGGGAGAAAUAACCAUAGAACUAUAUUGGAAACAUGCUCCUUCAACUUGUAGAAACUUUGCUGAACUUGCCAGGAGAGGUUACUAUAAUGGAACCAAGUUUCACAGGAUUAUCAGAGAUUUUAUGAUUCAAGGUGGAGACCCUACUGGCACUGGAAAGGGAGGUGCAUCAAUUUAUGGUCGAACGUUUCCAGAUGAAAUACAUGAAGAUUUAAAACACACAGGAGCUGGUGUAAUUUCAAUGGCGAAUUCAGGGCCAGAUACAAAUGGAUCUCAGUUCUUUAUUACCCUGGCCCCUACACAGUGGUUGGAUGGAAAGCAUGCAAUCUUUGGAAGGGUGUAUUCUGGAAUGAACACUGUAAAAAGGGUUGGACUUGUAGAAACAGACAAAAGUGAUCGACCUGUUGAUGAUGUAAAAAUAGUUCGUGCCUAUAUUAAGAUGAAUUGACGCCUUGUAAAUACUCAUGUUUUUACUUUUAUAUAUGAAAACUUCA